GGCGUUCUUCUCCUGUGCAUGCUCAACCAGACAGCUAUACUAUUUUGUUGUCUUGUUAAACUCACUCCCUUAAUUUCUGCAUGGCACCCCAACUUCACACAAACAUCAUCACUAUAUAUUGAGGGUGCUACACAGAUCUUAAUCCACCAAAUUACCUCCUUCACUUUAACCAAUUCGUUUCUUGAUGGAGCAAACCGAAGAGGGCUGCAACACAAAUGAAAAGAUGGUUACUGGUGUGGAUUCUUCUUCAAAACAUGUUGAAGAAUUCCAACCCCAAAAACAUGAUGAGGAUCCUGGUCUGAAACAAAACCUAACGGAUCCUAAUUUAAGAAGAACGGUCUCAAAUCAUUCUGCCAAAAAGUCAUGGAAGAAGAAGUGGAAAAUUGUUAAAAAAUUGGAAGAUGAGGCCAAAAUGUUGCAGGAUCAACUUGCCAUACUUAAACCACUACAUGAGAGACAACAAAAGCAGGUGCAGCGAUUGAUGGAGGAAGAGAAGGCGUUGCUCCAGGAAAUGCAUGAUCUUCAGGAAAAGGCACUGCUCAGAGAUGCUGAAAAUGAGAAGAACAGAAGCACGAUAAAAACGUUAAAGGAGCUCCGACAAAAGCAGGUAGAGCAAUUGCUUAAGCUUGAUAUUGAUCCGCUUGAUCCUGCGUUCAAUGCUGCAGCCUCAUGUGAAGGUAACAACAGAGGAAGUGGAUCGAAGUCUCCAUGAGAUAAGGAAGAUGGUGACAGCUGCUAUGCAUGAAAUAAAGGAUGAAACCAUGUUCGAAGAGGAACUAGUUUUGUUUAGGCAUAGGAUUUCCAUUUAUUGUUGUUUGCGUAGUCUCUGAAAAAACAAUGUUGUUUGCAUAGUGGUUGUAUAAGUGGAGCUUUUUAUUUAUUGUUAUUGAUUAAUGUUUCAUUUCAA
Molecule: messenger RNA, 907 nt
Organism: Vigna angularis (adzuki bean)
Lineage: Eukaryota; Viridiplantae; Streptophyta; Magnoliopsida; Fabales; Fabaceae
Exons: 4
Coding region: 185-712 (175 amino acids)
Biological process (GO): positive regulation of DNA-templated transcription
Cellular component (GO): nucleus
Molecular function (GO): DNA binding
Source: RefSeq, a predicted model, not a curated record